Messenger RNA from Gossypium arboreum, 1452 nucleotides. RefSeq names its product PRA1 family protein B4-like. Bases 380 to 1030 code for a protein of 216 amino acids. The transcript is spliced from 2 exons. The record is from RefSeq and is a predicted model, not a curated record. Gene Ontology annotation, biological process: vesicle-mediated transport. Gene Ontology annotation, cellular component: Golgi apparatus; endoplasmic reticulum. NCBI's taxonomy places the organism in Eukaryota, Viridiplantae, Streptophyta, Magnoliopsida, Malvales, Malvaceae.
AUUCGACCCAUGAAUGAGUUAAAAGCUACCCCUCCCAAAAUAAUAGAAAAUCUCAGGUGAUCCUAUCUGAGUUUGGACUUUAGAGUACUUCAAAUCUAAAAAUUUCUUUUUUUGAAAAAAUAAAUAGAAAAAACAAGAAAGCAUGGUUAAACGUACGUGCGUACGUACAUCCUUGUUUUGAAGUUCUAUAGCUGUAUGCAUUCUUUCGUUUCCCCAUCAAUCUCUCUCCACGCCAAACCUCUGGCUCUAAUCCAAACUCUCUAAAAUCUAAAUCCCUUCUCAUAAACUUCUCCAAUUCAAUUCAACCACCGCAAAAAAUAAUAACAAUAACACACCCACAACGUUUUCCCCAUUCUCCAAUUCUCCCAAGUUCGCCGUAAUGUCCUCCACAGGUCCGCCUGUCCUCCCUAUCUCCACUGUCCAGUCCACCGAAUCUCAGCCACCCAUCUCCGUCUCCGCAUUUCGCGCAUUCCUCUCUCGUCUUAAUGAUUCCUUUCGCAAUGGCAUCUCCCAACGCCGUCCCUGGCCUGAACUAACUGAUCGCUCUGCCUUCUCCAGGCCUGAGUCUUUCUCCGAAGCCACUCUUCGUAUUCGCAAAAAUUACUCCUACUUUCGAAUUAAUUAUCUGAUGGUUAUUGGUUUCACUCUUGCAUUUUCGCUUCUUUCCCACCCCUUUUCCCUUCUCCUCCUUCUAGGCCUUCUCUUCUCUUGGGUCUUCAUGUACCUCUUCCGCCCCGCCGACCAGCCUCUAGUCAUCUUUGGCCGCACCUUCUCUGAUCGCGAAACCCUUGGAAUCCUCAUCAUCUUAAGCGUCUUCGUCAUCUUCCUCACCUCCGUUGGAUCUCUUCUCAUUUCCGCUAUUAUGGUUGGGUUCGGUCUCGUUUGUGCUCACGGUGCCUUUAGGGCCCCUGAAGAUCUGUUCUUGGACGAGCAAGAACCCGCUAACACUGGCUUCUUGUCCUUCCUUGGUGGUGCUGCCUCCAAUGCCGCCGCUGCCGCUGUUCCUGCUGUUUCUGCCACUCGUAUCUAAACCUUAUCCAAGGAUCGCUCUUUCUCAAUCUCCUUAGCGAGGGGGUGAGCCGAUGAGUGGGUGGCAUCCAUUGUAAAAGAGGAAUGGACUAAUGAAGUCUUUGAUUUGGAGCUCAUGAGAGAUACGCCAACCAUAAAUGAUGAGUUGCUUAACACAUUGAAACUAGCUCUGCAUUGCGUUGAUUUCUCACCUGCAGCAUGUCGUGGCGAUGAUGGUGCUAAAUUUGCAGCAACAAUUGAAUAGAUUUUCUUUAUUCGUUUACAGCAUUUUAGGGUGCAAAUGUAAUACAUAUGAUUAUAGGAGAAAGGGAAAGAGGGGUAUUCUUUCAUUCUUAUUAUUGUUUGUUGUUAUGUGUGGUUUUUUUGUAAAUGUAAAACAUAUCUAUUCUUUUUGUAUCAGGAGAAUAAUGUUGUUUUGCCUAA